UAGAAGCUUACUUAAUUUACAGUGUUUAGUAUAUGUGCAUUAAAGGAUGUGAGAAAUAUGUAGAUGAAGACCCUAAUUGUUAUAAAUAUUGUUUAGUGUGAAAACUAUAUUAAGACAACAUUUUGUUAACUUAAAAGAUAUUAGUGGCGUCAAACUAUAGUGCGGAUUGAUUUCUAAGUAUUUGUGUUGUAUACUUUUUGUGACUGAAACGAAUUCAUUCUGAAUCGAAAGGAUUUGAGUGGGUAUAAAUGUGUUGGAUAGUAUUGCAACUGGCAGCGAUACAGAUACAUCAAUUUGUUGUCCAGAAAUUGUUUUAUUUGUAUUCGUACACUUGCGUAAAGAGCCAUAUCACCAGCGAUAUGUCUACUACCAAUAAUACCGAAAAUGAAACAAUACAAGAUAUGUCUGCAGUUCGGGCUCAUACGAACAUAAACGGUUCAACUUUGGGUAAUAUGGAAAUUCAAAUGGACAAUUAUGAUGAAGACCGUACGAAUAUUAAUAAUGCUAAUAAGUUUUGUUGGAAACGGCUAAGUAAUCCUUCUGGACCUCAGCCACGUCCAAGACAUGGACAUCGAGCCAUCAACAUAAAAGAAUUAAUGGUCGUGUUUGGUGGAGGGAAUGAAGGCAUUGUAGACGAACUUCAUGUUUAUAAUUCUGUUACCAAUCAAUGGUUUGUACCGGCAAUGCGUGGUGAAGUUCCACCAGGUUGUGCCGCAUAUGGUUUUGUUGUUGUGGGUACUCGUAUGUUUGUUUUUGGUGGCAUGAUUGAAUAUGGAAAAUAUUCUAAUGAACUUUAUGAGUUGCAAGCAACAAAAUGGGAAUGGCGUAAAAUGCAGCCUGAAUUGCCGGAUAACAUGCCAGCUCCAUGUCCACGUCUAGGCCACAGUUUCACCAUAGUAGGGGAUCGUAUAUUUCUUUUUGGCGGCUUAGCUAACGAAUCUGAUGAUCCUAAAAACAACAUACCUAAGUAUCUAAACGAUUUAUACAUUUUGGAAACCCGUGGAGUACACAGUCAUAACGGCAAAUGGAUUAUGCCAAAAACAUAUGGAGAAAGCCCACCUCCACGGGAGUCUCAUACUGGCGUAGCAUUUACAAGCAAAAAAUCCAAUAAACUACAUUUAUUGAUUUAUGGUGGAAUGAGUGGUUGUCGCCUAGGUGAUUUGUGGCUCUUGGAAGUUGAUUCUAUGACAUGGUCAAAGCCACGAACACGUGGUCCCGCACCGUUACCCAGAUCCUUACAUAGCGCCACAAUGAUUUGCAAUAAAAUGUAUGUUUUUGGGGGAUGGGUACCUUUACUUAUAAAUGAUUCUAAAUCAACAACCGAAAGAGAAUGGAAAUGCACAAAUACUCUCGCAGUUCUCAAUUUGGAUUCAAUGACUUGGGAAAAUGUAACUGUCGACUCGGUUGAUGAAGAUGUACCACGAGCUAGGGCUGGCCACUGUGCAGUAGGUAUUCAAAGCCGUCUGUAUGUGUGGUCUGGUCGUGAUGGGUAUCGUAAAGCAUGGAACAACCAGGUUAGGGUUUGCUGCAAAGAUCUGUGGUAUCUUGAGGUCACUAAACCACUUUAUGCCGUUAAAGUUGGUUUGGUGCGUGCUUCCACCCAUGCAUUGGAACUGUGUUGGACCGCUACUACUUUUGCUACAGCCUAUGAGUUACAAACACAAAAAAUCGAACCUGUAACUAUGGCUGCUAAAGUGGUAACACCUUCAUAUGCUCCUAGUGCUUGUGCUACGACAGUGCCCAGCAGUCAAAAUCCCGUUAAUGGAAUGACAACGUCAAUACAACCCUCACCAACAAUGUCAUCGAACAAGCAUCAGAAGAUUUAUAAUACAGCCCUACCCACUGUUACUUUGCAACAAUCUACUGUCAAAGUAUCUACCAAUGCUCUUAUACAGCAACAGGCGCAGCCACAAACGCAUCAGCCGCAGCAACAACCUCAUAUGCAGGGUUCAACUAUUUACAUAGCACAACAAGUUCAGCAAUCUCAACAAAUCAGUCAAAUCAAUGCAAAAAUUUUAGCUUCGUCUCCGAGCAUUGUAGAGAAUACUAUGCCGACGCCACGCAUAAUAAAUGCGGCAGCACCGGCAAUUGUAAAUUCCAGCACCCCUGUUAGCGGUAGUGGAGGGGUCAUAUCAGCAACUUUAGUAAAUGUGUCCCAACAACAACCAAGUGUAUCAAUGAUCAAUAAUAACAUAACAACCAUAUUGCAAAAAUACCGACCGAAUACGGUUGUAUCUCGAACUUCUGCUAUAACUGCACCAAUUGCCACAGGAUCGGCUGCAAUAUCGUGUACACAGGUGAAUGCUGGUACUAAUAGUUUACGUGUUGUAAGUGCUGCGUCUACUCCUGUAACAACAACAGCUCAGACGAAUACUGUUCGCAUUGUGUCAGGAAAUGCUGGUCAGACUUUACGUUUAGCUACUACACAAGCUUCAGGAAAUACAACUACCAUAUUGAAAACCGCUCAAAAUACGAGCGCUAACAUGACUGGACAGGUACAAAACACUGCUAUUGCUAAUUCAGGAACGUCCAUAGGUACUGCUACCACAAUUGGUGGCAAACAAUAUAUAUUGCAAAAGCCUUUAACAUUGGGAACAAAUGUACAGUUUCAGUUAGUAAAAACUAGCACAGGCGGAGUAGCCGUGCAAACCCUUCCGAAAAUUAAUUUGAAAAAUACUAACACCGCAGGCGCACCAACUGUAGGUACGCAACAGACAGCAACAGGACAAAUAGUGACAGCUUCACAAACAGUAGUUAGCAAUGUUGUUUCACAAACACAGCAACAGUUUAUUGCUACUGUUGGCGCUGGUACCAAUGCAAAUUGCAUAACAUCUAUAGCAACUAAUGUGUCCACCGGACAGCAAAAACCAAUAGUAUCUGGUAAUCUUGUUAAAUUGGUUUCCCCGCACACCGUUAGUGGUGGUAAAUUAAUUAUGAAAAAUUCAAAUAUACUACAAGUGGGGAAGGUAUCUUCAAAUGUUGCCGGCAAACCAGCAUUUGUUAUCACUAACAAACAGGGACAUCAGUUAACCAAUCAACAGAUCAUAAUUGUUACUACUGGUUCAGCUUUACGAACCAUAUCGACAUCAAAUGUGGUGUCUCAAGCAGGUGCAUGCAACAUUGUUUCAAUAGUAGGUUCUACAUCGACAACAGCUACAGCUGUAGCGCAUAGAAAUGUGGUAGCUACUCAGAGUGGUGUUAAAAUGAUACGUGGAGUUACAAGCACAACAGGACGCCCAAUUACUCUAACAUUGCCUUCAGCGACAACGCAAUUGUCUCAGCAACAUCUUACGGGUCAACAACAUCAGCAAAAAAUCAAUGUGCAGGCUGCAAAUAUACAUCAAAAAACAAUAACAUUGGGAGGUAAAGCAGUAACAGUUCAAAUGGCUGCAAAUCCCAAUAUAACUGGGCUAACCAAAACUGUUACGAUCGUUGGAUCAAGCUCAGGGCAUACUCAACCUCAGACCAUUGUUACAAGCGGUAUAGCUGGCAACACAGGAAGCAAAUUAGUCGUGUUACCCGCUAACACAACCAUAGCUAAUAAAGGAUUUGUUAAUAUUUUAAAUACAACUGGCGUAAAUAAUAGCGGAGGAAAUACUUUGCAACGUUCGAUUACAUUAGCAUCUAAAAAUAUAAUGGGGACAACAAAUUCACAAGUCGGUUUUGCGACACACAUCAAUAGUAAUGGGUCAAAUGAACCGACAGUUGCUAUAACAGCACUAACAGAUUCUAAUUACACUGAGGGUGAUACUAUGGACGAUAUAAUUGAACAAUUAGAUGGUGCAACAGACGUAUUUGGAAAAACCAUUGACACUAACUCCGAAGAUAUUGAUUGCGAGGCAGAAACUCUCGAGUUGAAUUAUAACCAAAACCAAGUAGUAGAAAUGUAUGAAGAUUUUGAAGAAGUCGGCAUUACCUCUUUAAAUGAAACAAGAGAUUCUACAAAUAUUCGUGUAAGCACGAGAAGGAAACCUGAGUUUGCAAUUGAAUGCAUGCGCGUCCCCAAUGCGGUAGUCAUCAACUCAGAAUCUCCCCACAUACAAACAGUAUAUACACAAAAAUGUUUAAGUAAAUAAAGGAAUAACUUCGGAAAGACCACUUGCAUUACAGGUGUAUCGUCGAAGCAUUAGAAUCUUAAAAAGACGGUGGAUAGUUUUACGAUAUGGCAAAAGAGGAAGGUAUUACCCCACAAAUGUGGCAAGAUUUGCUAACGUUUGUGCAGCAUAAUAUAACAUCUGCAUAAAAUUUAAGGGUUCGUCUCAGUGUGAAAUUUUCGACAAAUCGACAUUAUCGGAUAGUAUACACUGUAAUAAACAUUCUCUUGAAUUUUCAAAUCGAAAUUCUAAUUAUAAUGGUCGUUACAGCGUUUCUUGUAGAAAGGCAACAAAGUGGGUAACAUAGCUACUUUUUUGUUCAAACCGUCGCCAUUUUGUCAAAUUAAAAAAAAAAAUGUUUUCCUAGCAUGAUAGCCACUUUCCUUCAGAUUAAUGAUCUUUAAGAAAUUUUUGUUUUAGAUAAAAUUGCGGCCGCAAUCCUGGACAUCAUACAGGACUUUGUUUUUUACGUGUAAUUUCAACAACUUUUUUAAUUAUUAUACAUCCAAUAAAUAAACAUAAAAACAUUAUAUUCGUCAUGAAUGUUUUUAUUUAUAAAAAAAACUGGACCGGUUAAGUAAUUUCAACAUUAAAAAGAAUGCGAGAAUCAGUGAUGUCACACUGAGACGAUCCCUUAAAAUAAGUUAUAACCCUCAAAAUUGCACUUCGGAUCACACACAAGAAAUCUAUACCGGGUUGGCAAAACGCCUAAUCGCAAUCGGAGAAAAGAAAAUACAUAAAAUAAAGUAUUCUUUAUUAAAUUUACUUUGAAAAUGUCUUUAACCUUGUAAAUAUUUUUUUUCUUAAUGUAAACUGAAAUAAAAAAUUUUGAUUUUCAUUUAUUGGUA
Messenger RNA from Bactrocera neohumeralis, 4942 nucleotides. RefSeq names its product host cell factor (gene Hcf). The record is from RefSeq and is a predicted model, not a curated record. Gene Ontology annotation, biological process: chromatin remodeling; regulation of DNA-templated transcription. The coding region runs from base 249 to 4076 and encodes 1275 amino acids. NCBI's taxonomy places the organism in Eukaryota, Metazoa, Arthropoda, Insecta, Diptera, Tephritidae. Gene Ontology annotation, molecular function: protein binding; transcription coactivator activity. The transcript is spliced from 9 exons. Gene Ontology annotation, cellular component: histone methyltransferase complex.